CCGCGGUCUCCCCCAUUCUCGGCUUCUCCUUUCCGCCGCUUCUCUCCUCUCCGUGCAAGCCCCCAGCCCCAGUGAAGCCUAGGGUUUAGCGGCUAAACCACCGCGGCGCCAAUGGACGUCGACUCGGACCCCGCCGCCACGAGCAAGCCCACCCAGAUGGACUUCGAGGAACAGACGGACGCGAAGGGGACGGGGAAGGGGAAAUCAGAGGAGGGGAGCAUGAAGAGCGAGGAGCUCGCAGACUCCAUCGGGGGCCUCUCCAUUGGCCCGGGGCGCACCAAUUUCAAGAAGAAGCCCGUGAUCAUCAUCGUCAUCGGAAUGGCCGGGACGGGGAAGACGACUUUGAUGCACCGGCUGGUGUGCGAUAUGCAAGCCUCAAACAAGAGGGGCUAUGUCGUUAACCUUGAUCCUGCGGUGAUGACUCUGCCAUUUGGGGCCAACAUUGAUAUCCGUGACACGGUGCGCUAUAAGGACGUGAUGAAGGAGUACGGCCUUGGUCCCAAUGGUGGCAUCCUCACCUCGCUCAACCUUUUUGCCACCAAGUUCGAUGAGGUUGUGUCUGUCAUUGAAAGACGUGCAGAUCAACUGGAUUAUGUACUUGUGGACACUCCUGGGCAGAUUGAGAUCUUCACUUGGUCGGCUUCGGGAGCUAUCAUUACUGAAGCUUUUGCAUCAACAUUUCCAACGGUUGUUGCAUAUGUUGUCGACACACCCAGAUCAACAAGCCCUGUUACUUUUAUGAGCAAUAUGCUUUAUGCCUGCAGCAUUCUCUACAAAACCCGCCUCCCUCUAGUCCUGACAUUCAACAAGGUUGAUGUCGCCAAGCACGAGUUUGCUAUCGAAUGGAUGGAAGACUUUGAGGCGUUUCAGACAGCUUUGGAGUCGGACAAAUCUUAUUCCGCUACAUAUACCCGUAGCCUCUCUCUGGUCCUUGACGAAUUCUACAAGAAUCUACGCUCUGUUGGAGUGUCUGCGGUGGCUGGUACUGGAGUCAAUACAUUUUAUGAAGCUAUAGAAGCAAGCGCCAAGGAAUAUAUGGAAACCUACAGGGCUGAUCUUGACAAGAGGAUUGCUGAGAAGGAAAGAUUGGAGGCAGAACACAGGAAGGAGAACAUGGAAAAAUUGCAGAGAGAUAUGAUGAAGUCCAAAGGACAAACUGUGGUGCUCAACACUGGUUUGAAGGACAAAAAUCCUGCUUCAGACAUGAUGGAUGAUGCUGAGGGUGAAGAAGAUGAGGAAUUCGAAAAGUCUGGGUUUAUUGUGGAUGAUGAAGAGGACGAAGAUGAAGGAGAAGAUGAGGAAGUGGCUCAUUUUGGCUUUUGAGGGUAACCAAACAGCAACUUGGUGGUGCACUGAUGGAUAAUCCAUGAUUUUGGGCGCUUGUUUAAGGUUUACCUAACUGGCAAAAAAAACUGUUGAUAUAUGUAGGUUGUUGACUCUGCUAUUACUCUGUAAAUCAAAUCAAGCACUUUUUGUAAACUCGUAUCUUGGUGCUGGCAGUGCAUGCCGUAUUUUUUGGGCCUUGGAGGUUGAAUCGCUAGGUUGAUGAUGCAAA
Molecule: messenger RNA, 1555 nt
Organism: Panicum hallii
Lineage: Eukaryota; Viridiplantae; Streptophyta; Magnoliopsida; Poales; Poaceae
Product: GPN-loop GTPase QQT2-like
Exons: 7
Coding region: 112-1323 (403 amino acids)
Molecular function (GO): GTPase activity
Source: RefSeq, a predicted model, not a curated record